AUGUCAGCUCUCCAGGCGAAGCAGCAGCAGCAGCUCCGGGUGGGCUCCGCACGCUCCCUGGGCUGCAGGGAUGGGACGGGGGCUCCUCGGUCACCGGCCUUCGGCUCCUUCCACCGCCGCUACCUCGGGGCCGGCGGGCCCGCCGGGGCCAUGGCGGCGUCCGAGCAGCGCUGGGGCGGCCGGGCCGGCGCCCCGUGCCCGCUGCCUCAGGCGGAGCCGGGCGCGGGGCUGCGAGGCCGGGGAGCUCCGGGAGGCCGGUUCCUGCCCAGCGGCCGGGCCAGGCGGGGCCGGGCGGGCGGAGCGGGGCGAGGGGCCGCGGGUACCCCGGGGCUGCGGGACUGGCGGGGGGCGGCAGAGGCGGCGAGGGAGAUCCCGGAACCCCCGGGCCGGCGGGCGGGCGGUCACAUCCCCUUCCGGCCCCUCCUCCUCCGCCGCCCCCGCCUCCCGCCCGGCGCUGCCCGAGCCCGGCCCCGCUCCCGGCUCCGGGGACCGGCCGGGCCGCGAAGGGCCGCGGGGAGUUCCCGGGAGAAGCCUCUGAGGAGCGUGGCCGGCAGGGCGAGGGAGGGGAUCCUCCCUUUACGCUGCCCUGGUGAGGCACAUCUGGAGUGCUGUGCCCAGUGCUGGGCACCUCAGGACGAGAUGGGCAAGGAGCUGCCGGAGAGGGCCCUGCGGAGGAUUUGCAGCCAGAGGAUUUGCGGCUGGAGCGUCUCUCCGAUGAGGAGACACUGCGGAGCUGGGCCGGGCAACAUUCACCAGCAAGGGAACUAGUCACCAACUCCAUAUCUGGGCACAACUGCACCAUGUAUUAACCCUGGAGGAGGCAGCACAGGAGGUGCUACAGCUGCUUUACAGUGUCAGACACUGGUGAACAAAGAAAUCAGAUUGGUCUGAGCUGUUUUAAUGCCUGCAUGGGCCUUUUAGUUCCCCAUAUAAAAAAUGAACACUUAGCAGGU
Messenger RNA from Vidua macroura (Pin-tailed whydah), 953 nucleotides. RefSeq names its product collagen alpha-1(I) chain-like. The record is from RefSeq and is a predicted model, not a curated record. The coding region runs from base 1 to 768 and encodes 255 amino acids. The transcript is spliced from 3 exons. Lineage: Eukaryota; Metazoa; Chordata; Aves; Passeriformes; Viduidae.